Messenger RNA from Cylas formicarius (sweet potato weevil), 8506 nucleotides. It is a transcript of the gene htt, whose product is annotated as huntingtin. Gene Ontology annotation, cellular component: nucleus; cytoplasm. NCBI's taxonomy places the organism in Eukaryota, Metazoa, Arthropoda, Insecta, Coleoptera, Brentidae. The record is from RefSeq and is a predicted model, not a curated record. The coding region runs from base 100 to 8436 and encodes 2778 amino acids. The transcript is spliced from 30 exons.
GAACAGCGAUUUUAGUAUUCUAUGGCACGAUAAUAAAAUUUAUAGAAUAUCCCAAAAAGUUAAUUCAAGGCAAAUUUUUUUGAAAAAUGUAAAUCCACUAUGGCGACUCAAGAAAAACUACAAAAAUCACUGGAAUCUCUAAAAAACCUGCUGAAUUCUAAUCAACAGACGGACAACGCGAAGAAAAAAGAAAAAAUUCAUCAUUGUUUGGUCAUAACGGAAGCUAUUUCGAAUCCAACAAUCAGAAUAUCAGCUAACUUCUCUGUACUACUUGGUGUGACAAUUGAAACAUUUUUAACUCUUUGCGAUGAUUCAGAUUCUGAUGUACGAAUGAGAAGUGAUGAAUGUCUAAACAAAAUUAUAAGGUCGGUCACUGAAGGGCACAUAGGGAAAGUUCAAAUUGAGCUGCAUAAGGAGAUUAAAAAGAAUGGAUCAGCUAGGUCCCUACGUUUAGCUUUAAUGAGGUUUUCUCAGUUGGCUCACCACAUUAGACCACACAAAGGAAAACCCUAUAUUGUUAACUUGUUUCCCAGUAUUAUAAAAAUUACUGAGAGAAGUGAAGAGUCCAUUCACGAGACUUUAGCUAGCUGUUUGCCAAAAAUUAUGAAAGUGCUGGGUUGCUUUGCCCCAGAAAAUGAAACUAAGAUUUUGUUAAAGUCAUUUUUAAAAAACAUCUCUAACCCAUCUGCAGUGAUUAGACGAACAUCUGCAAGUUCCAUUUUGAUUAUUUGCCUGAAUUCUAAGAGGCCUUAUACAUUUGUGACCUAUUGUACUGACAAUGUCCUUGAUUUGGUAAUUCCUGUUGAAGACAAGCAAAAUAUACCAACAAUAAUGGGAGUACUUGGAUGUUUAAAAGUCUUAUUGCCUUAUUUAAAGGAUACACCAAUAAAUUAUUUUGGAUCAUCUAGGGAAGAAAUUCAAAUAUUCCCUCUAAUCAAAUUGUUGCAGAUAUAUGAACUAUGUAUGUAUUAUUUAAAAAGUGAAAAUCAUAAUGUUAUCAAUGCAGCUUUUGAAACUCUAAACAUCUUGCUUCAAACGGCCAGUGUUGAACUUAAGGCUACAUUAUUAAAUCCUAGAGGAAUUGAUAAAGCGAGAAUAUAUAAAAAUCAUUAUGUAAGCCAUCUCAAAUCUCCUAGUCAACUGAGUGUUGUAACGAACUCAACUUCUGUGGAUGAUAAUUUAUUCUCGGACUGUGAACUGACUGAAACUAUUGAAUCAGACAUGAUUGAAAAAUGGAUAGGAGAGUCAAAACUGUCAGUAAUUAAUGUACCACUUACAAUCACAACAAACAAAUCGGUAUCUGUAGAUACUUUAACUGGGUGUUCAGAUUCAAAUUUUCAGGCUAUUGAUCUCUCUGGCGAAAAAAUGCCUGAAAUUUUUGAAAUCAAACGUAAAAGCAGUAGUGUUGGAGAUCAGUUGGACGUUUUGAGUGAUCGAUCAUCGGAAAACAGUUAUUCUGUAGCAUGUGAUUUAGACGAAGUAGAAUAUCAGGAAUUGGAUGUUGGAGAUUAUAUGGAAAUGUCAGUUCCUCUCUUAUAUUGCACCAGAUUUAUAACAAAGUCCUUCCUUCUGUCUGGGGUGCCAAAAAGAUAUGUCAGCGACAAAUUGGUCAGAGUUUCUGUGAAAGCUUCGGCUCUGUCCUGUCUGUCGUCUGUGUUCCGCAUUUAUCCAGCGGGAUUUUUUCAAUUCUUGGAUAAAAAUUGCAAUAGCGUCAGCAAGGGGUACCGAGUCAGCCCUCAAAGGAUAUCGGAAAUUGUCUUAUUUGCAGACCAUCCAGACCUACAGCUCAGGGGAGCGUUAAGAAGUUUAAUUGCAAAUUUAAUUGUUGCAAUAUUGCAUGAAAGCGGAAAGGAGUUUGACGUAUGGAUAAGUGUAAAUGGGCAUCAGGACUGUUUUUCUGAAAUUGAUAACUUCAUAGAUAUAUUAUUAAAGGGUCUCCAAGAUGAAAAUGCGAAUUGUUUACGUCAAAUUUUGUUAAAUUUAUGUCCAGUUCUGAAUGGAAUUUUGGUGUCGUCAAAAAAUCAGCACGUCUUACCAAUUUUAGCGAGGUUGCCAUUUUUGGCAUAUAAUCCUUACUGGCUGGUAAAGGUGGCAUUGGCUGAAUUGGUAGCGAAGUUGUGCUACACGACCAUAUAUCACGUGACGGGAAACAAUAAAUUUCAGAAUAAAACGUUUAAUGUUUUACUGCUAUUGCUGCAGGACUAUGACCAGAGGAUAAGGACCGCAUCAGCCAACGCCGUCGCUGAAAUCGUAAAAAAAUUUUAUUACGACGACUUUUGUCCGAAAGAUUCGGUAGUAGUUGCUAAGGCCAUAGAAUACUGCAAAUUAUAUCUCACUAGUUUAAGUACCAGGAAACUGGAUACUCAUAAUUUAAAUAUAAGGCAUUUUAUGGAAAAUAUGCCCACCCCGUAUUCAUAUAUUGCUCAUGAGGGCUGUGAUAGGCUAGAGUUCACUUUAUCGAAAAUAGUAUCGAAUUUGUACAUUAGUGUGCUGAAGUCGUCUUCGAAGCAUUUCAUUUUUGGUUGUGUCGAAGCUUUGUCUAUGCUGUCGACUCGUUACCCGUGUACAGUGUAUAGAAGAGCGUGGACCAAUCUCAAGGCAUCUAAAUCGAGCAAUUCGGUUGGGGUAGUGUCAAGUGAAGUGCCAGAUUUGUUGAGUCUGUGCAUAAACUUUUUGACGGGCUCCGCCCAUGUGUAUGACAUCAGGUUUCAGAUCCAUGUGAUCAGUUUAGCUGCCAAUUUGUUUGCAGGUUAUUCCGUUUGUAAAAUAGAACCUCCCACUGAUAUGAAGCCAUAUUUGUGGCACAUGUUUUCCGACAAAUCGUUCAGAUCCCUUUGUGAACAAUAUCUGACGUUCAUCAUGAAACUAUUGAACAUAUUCCACCACGUAAUCAACGAUAUCACUCCAGUUUCCAUUCCAAAUAAAACCAGUCUUCCUCAUUUACCCGCCCCUAGUACAAUUUCCCCAAUCAAACGAAGAAAAAGCGAUUUGGAGAAGAAACAAACGCAAGCAAAAGCAAGCGAAAAAGACGAGAAAAAAACGUGCGAAAUAGGAAGUUUCGUUCAGAGUCAACAUUAUAUGAAAAUUUUUGAAAAUCUUAGAAAUUCCUUUGCAAAUUAUAAGAUAUCGUUAGAACCUGAGGCUUCGGAAAAAUUUGUAGAUUUACUGAAAAACACGCUGAACGCUUUGUCAGUGAUAAUGGAGGUCGCAACUCUAAAUGAAUUCGGUAGAAUGGCCGAAGAAAUUUUAACCUAUAUGAAAUCAACAUUCACCAUGGACCCUAAUUCGACUAUGCAAUGUGUUCAGCAAUUACUGAAAUGUUUAUUUGAUACGAAUUUAACCGCAAAUUUGUCUAGCGUUCUUCAGGAAAUUAAGAGUCGUGAUGAAGCUCCCAAGAAUUGCGGAUUGUUCUACAAUUUAUUUCAAAAUCCCUAUGAUGAUAUUGCAUCUAGUAUAGAAAUGCUACGAAACAAUAGUAAAAUCGAUUACGAUGGCGACUAUACAAUUAUGGGUUAUUUGCAUCGCCCUGGGUUAAAAAGUAUCGUCUCCAUAUCAAAGGCAUCGGAUAAAACACUCGCCGACUACAUUAGAAUAUUCGAACCCAUGGUGAUAAAGUCAUUGAAGCAAUAUACCGUCACAAGCGAUGUUAGGCUUCAGUCGCGUGUUCUGCAACUCUUAAACCAACUGGUACAACUUAGAGUCAAUUACUGCUUACUAGACUCUGAACAAGUGUUUAAAGACUUUGUACUGAAGCAAUUUGAAUAUAUCGAAGAGGGUCAAAUUUCAUUUUCAGAGGAGCUUAUUCCGAAAAUCUUCCAAUUUUUCGUCAGCCUAUCGUACAGUAAGCAGCAUUCAAAAAAUAUCAUUAGCAUACCCAAAAUAAUUCAGCUUUGCGACGGUCUCAUGGCAAGCGGUCAAGAUCCGCUGACCCAUUGCAUUCCCGCGUUGGAACCGAUAAUAGAGGACAUUUUCCUUAUAAGGAACAAAGCUAACACCACAGACAUGAAUGAACUGGAAACGACUAGGGAGGUGAUGCUUUCGAUGCUUCUAAGGCUGUUUGAGUAUAAGGAGGUUGUUAAGUUGAUCACUUUGAUCUUGGAAGAUAGCAAAUAUUGCAUCGACGAUCCGACAAAAUGGUUCAGGUGGUCUGGUCAGGCGGUACAGGUAUUUCUUCAGUGCCUCAAGGUGGACAAAAUGAAACUAGACGACGCAGACGCGUUCCAUACCCUUUGGAAUUUCGUUUUGGCUCUGCAUCCCAAAGUUUUUGAAUCGGUCGGUGAUAUUGUAGUGAUGAUUUUUCAAUCCCCACCUCAAACAGAUGACUCAGUUGCAUUAGACAGAUGGUUGUCGAAAAUCAUAAUUUUAUUAUUUAUACUGACCUCGUUGAAGGAAGAUGAUUUAUUAUGGAAUAUCGAUGAGGUCAAGGCGGAAUUCAAUCCGGGCAGUAUUUUUCAAAAGGUCCCCACUACCGCAGAUCCGCUCAACGUUCACAACAACGCCGAUGUUUUUAACGGUAUUUCCCCGGAAGAAUUAGUGUCCAGACUGUAUUUUAGGGUCGCGUCGGUGGUUUCUGGUGAAAUUUUAAAAAGAAUGACCGACGGAAAAGUUAGUGACUUUUUGGUUUCUCAGUUGACCGUGUUCUUGUUGUGUUGUUCCUACACCUUUCAGUCAGGUAGCCACUGUAAAAUAAGUCGAAUCGCUUCUACGUUAGUAGGACGAACGGACUGCGAUAAUACUCUUAAUAUUAAUGAAGUAAACGAGAGGUUUUUGAAAAUUGGGGGUGCCUACCCGACCUUAACGUUAUACUGGGGUUACGUUUUAAGUUUUCUAAAUUUUAAGGAUAUUUUGUAUUGGGAGCAUAUUUUGAGCGGAUUUAAGGAUGGAAACUGUCGCAUGGAAAAGUCAAUUAACAAGGCGAUCGUCCAGCAAGGCGGUACCAUAUUACUGUGCGAUUAUCUGACGGAAAAUUCGAAAGAUAUUGCGGAAAUAAAUUGGACGUUAACUAAUCAUUGCUACGAAUUGGUACUAUUCGUGGAGGAGCUCCCGGUUUAUGAAUUUAUCUGUUUUGUUCAUCGGUCGCCGGAACACAGUAAAACUUUCAUCGAAGGUGUGAUGAAGCAUUGUCUGACUGUUGACAACCCCGUUUUUAAAACCAGAAUUCUCAAAUCUAUAGAAACGUGUCACUGUUCCCAAUUGGGCGCGGUUGUUAAAUUGCUAGUGCCUGAAAUGUUAUAUCACAACCAAGUCGCUGUCUCCGGAAUGGCGUCCAGCCUGGCAAGUCGAAAAGUCGAGCUACUACUAACGUUCACCCUUGAAGAAGUGCACAGUCAGUUGACAAGGGAGGAAAUAUUUGACAUCAAACGGGCAAUGCGCGCACCCAGAAGACACGAAACCCUGAAAUGUCUUUUAAAUAAAUUGCUGAUUCAGUUUUACGAACUGAGCCCUUUGGAAUUCGACGCCAGCAAUUUGAACGCAAGUUACGUUAGAACUUUGAACAUAAACAAGGAUUGGUAUCUCUCGGAAAUAAAAAAGAAUUAUAGCAAUUCGACGCCCAAGCAAAACGUGGCCGCCGUUAUCGAUGGGCUGGAAUUUGAAGAGAUUGUAAAUUUUUUAUCGGAUGCUGAAUUCGGAAAAAUUUUUAUCGGUGAAUGCAUAAAAUUUGGAAUGAGCAAAUUAAUUAGUCACGAUUCAAAGGAGGAACCGCUUAUUUUAAAGGCUGCAGUUCAAGAGCUCUUCAGCCACAUCUCUGAUUUAUUAUCUAAUGUCUUUUUGCCUCACGAUAUUUUUCAAUUAGAUGAUCCGGGGACUAACUGCAAUAUCAACGACUAUACAAGCACCAUGAUUCAGGUUUUAUAUAGAGAUUUAACUUUUCCGUCUUCGGUAGAAAAUAUUUCCGUCUCUCUGCUUUCAUUGUUAGAAUCUGCCAUGCCAGAGGACAUCGCUAGGCUAAAAAUUUCCCAAAGUUGUUUCAGCAAUAUAUUUAAAUUUGCGGUAAUGUCGUUGGAGUUUAUAGAUUUUAGUAUGCGCGUCGACAAGACUUUCAAAAAUAUCAAAUUUUUAGAUCUUUUGUUGCACUGUUCCAGUGUAAUCUUUUCACAUACCCAGCAACUUUUAGCAUUCGUGGCCAACGAAAGUAUUACCUGGUUGUGUUCAGCUGUUAACAGCUUACAUAAAAUAGUGACAUUCUUAUUAAAAGGUGCCGAAUCUAUUCCAUUAGCUGAAAUGUAUGGUACCUCCAAAAUUAACCCGUCAAACCCCCCCCUCCAUGCCUGUCACCGACUGUACGUACUGAUUACUUGGAUUCAGUCAUUGAAAUCUUCCGUUCUUCCCGUGGGAAUACCUAAUUUUUUAUUCGUUAAUAUCAAAAGUGUAAUUAUUUCCGUGGCUAGACUACCCGUAUUUAACUCAUACAUCUUGGUUCCGGAAAAAGUGUGGAAAUCUGGUUGGGAUCCGAUAUUUUCCGGAGAGCAUGGCACCCAAGUUCCGCCAUUGCAUUUGGAAUUUUUACAAGAGGUCGAGAUUUUUCAAGAGUAUAUGUUCCGGAUCAGCUUGCUAGGCUGGGCAACCAGACAACAAUUUGAAGAAACAUGGAUGUGCUUUCUCAGUGUCUUGUGUUGCCCUAUUGAUAAUCGCGAGUCUGAUGAAUUUGCAAACUCUAUUUACGUGUCCAGUCAAGCCGUGAGAGCGAUAACGGUAUUAUUGCUGCAAACUUUGAGGAUUCCGGUUUUGGGCAAUGAGUCAAUGUCAAUGCUGUUACAUGCCUCAAGGAAUAAAGUGAUAAGAGAGAGUCAACAAAGUAUUAAAAAGUUGAAGCUUGUACAGCGCACUAUCGAAAAUGAAUUCCUAAAAGCAUUUGGUCAGACCAACAGGUUGGUAAACGUAUUUGAGGAAAGAAAUUUUGAAAAAUGCAGCGAUCAUUAUUCUUAUGGGCAGUUGUCAGUUAAAUAUUUUUUGGCGGCAGUUAAUCCGGAAAUGUCGGCAUCUGCCAUGUCCACCAAACGAGCUCAACUCCUGGAAGAGUGCGGUUUAGAUGUAAACUCAUGUUUGCAAUUUUUGUUAGAAUAUUAUAAUCAGCUUUUGUCUCCUGAGUCGGCAAUGUGUGAUCUGCGGAUGCUGCACGAAACUGUGAGGUCAAUCGUGUUUAUUUCCGACCUAUUUACCGAUGUAACGCAAUUUAAGUGGAUGCAGGACACAUUUCUGACCCUAGUCAAAACGCAUUCCGUGGAAGACGAGCUAUUGCACCAAUACCUUAUUCUGGGGAUAUGCAAAUCUGUUGGUGUUUUAAAUCCUGAUUUGGAAAUUUAUGAACAGACUAAAAGGCUACUGGUUCAAUUUAUGAAAAGUAACUUUUUGCCGUCGCGAAUAUCGUGUCUCUACGGGAUGUUGUACAUUUUGGAAGGGUGCCUGGCGAACAAUGUCAAACUGGACGGGCUUUCUGAAGAAAUGCAGCUGAUUUUACCGUGCGCGGUGGAAUACAUCCAGAACCAUUUAAACACCAGUAACUGCGUGUUAAAGAAAUCGCUCGAACACACUUUGCUCGUUUGGUCAGUGGCUUUUUUUAUUAUCGAAAAUGUCGAAGAGAGUCACGUGGAAUCUAAUUUUUUUGAUAGCACUUUACAGAAAGUUUUCGAGGCAUUGAAGAGUAAUGAAGAGAGGAAUAUUGGAACACACCUUAUAAAGGGUCUUGAAAGAUUAAUGCUUACAAGACAAAAGCUCAUUUUGGACAAAAUUGGUAAACAAAUUUAUAAAUUAGCUUUAGAAACAAUGAAAGUAGACGAUCCUUCCACUUCUAUCCUCGGGAUACAACUUAUGGUGACUUACAUGUACACAGAUUGCUCAGAACAGUUGGAAAAACAGCCUUGCGCAGAGACUAGUCCGGAACAACUGGUUCAAACGAUAGAAAAAAUAUCGGCCUUAUUCGAAACUAUUAAAAAAGGGUACCAACUGGAGGUGCAAGUGUUAUGCGCGAUGUUGCCAUCCAUCUUGAAAGACUUUUUCUCUCCGUCUGAUAUUCUUACCAAAGUUAUAGGAGAGUUUUUAUCGCCACAACAACCGCACCCGAAGCUAAUGAGUGGAGUUGUGUUCAAAGUGUUUGAAUCUGCUAUAGAACAAAAUCAGUUAUCCUUGCUCCAAGAUUGGGUAGUGUUCAGUCUUUCGAAUUUUACGCAAUCUUCGUCUAUAAAUAUGGCAACGUGGUGUCUGACUUGUUUCUUUAUCAGCGCGAGUACCAACAAGUGGCUCAGGGCUCUUUUUCCCCACGUACAAACGCGGAUUGGUCGAUAUGAACAUGAGGAUAGAGCAAUGUUGUGCAUAGCUGGAUCAGACUUUUACCGAAACUUGACCAACGAUAAGCAAAAGGUGAGGUUCGUCGAAAAUUUCCAGAGCGUGAAAGAUCCUGCGGACAUGAUGUUCAGAGAUUUGCUAAACUCGUUAUAAAUCUUGACCGUCGAGUGAUAUAGUUAUAAGUUCAGAUCUAUAUUUGUAUGUAAGUUCAAUAAAGUUAUUG